AUGAAGCCACAAGCAAAAGGCGGAUUUUGGAAGCCUUCAUCCGCAGCUUCAUCUUCGGAAACUACAAGCUAUACAAUAUCUUCAUCACUGUCAUCAUCAUCCUCUUCGGAAUAUAGAGAUUCAAUUAUUAGGAGCACAAGUAGUGGUAUCGGAGAGGAUGAUCAAGUUGGAGAAUUUAUUUAUAAUCCUUUUAGGAAAUUAUCAAUGAAUGAACAACGAAAACGAUUACCAAUAUAUUCCUAUAGGAAUUGUAUCUUGUAUCUCGUGGAAAAAUAUAAUGUGGUUAUUGUGAGUGGAGAAACUGCAAGCGGAAAGACAACACAAAUUCCCCAAUAUUUAUUUGAAGCUGGUUGGUGCUCGAAUAAUCAAUCGAUUGUGUGCACUCAACCAAGAAGAAUAUCAGCCAUAGCAGCUGCUAAGAGAGUAUUUGAAGAAAAAAAAGCUUCGUUUAUGGAGAGUGGUAAUAAUUCUGGAGCCUCGUCCUCUUCGAGCAUUGGAAUUUCUACAAGAAGCGGUGUCAUCACACGUGAAAAUUCGUAUAUGGAACUUGGUGGCCUAGUGGGAUACUGUGUACAAUUUGAUGCAAAAUAUUCUGAUUAUUCAAGAAUUAAAUUUAUGACUGACGGCAUGUUACUUCGGGAAAUGAUGGUCGAUCCAUUGCUUAGCGAUUAUUCUGUAGUCAUGAUUGAUGAAGCUCAUGAGAGGAGUAUUAAAACAGACUUAUUGAUGGGACUAAUGAAAAAAGUAUUACAAAAACGUCCUGAACUACGACUCAUCAUUUCGAGUGCCACUCUCGAUGCAGAAGAUUUCUUUCGAUUUUUCAAUGUACCACAACUCAAUUUGUCCUCCUACAUUGUCAGUAUUGAGGGAAGGAAUUUUCCUGUUGACGUUUUUCAUGUACAGAAGCCUGUUUCAAACUAUAUUACUUCGAGCUUACAGUGCGUGUUAAACAUUCACCGUAGCGAACCCCCAAAUUCUGGUGACAUUUUAGUUUUUCUCACAGGUCAGCAAGAAAUAGAGGAGCUUAUUUCACUUCUCGAAGAAGAAAUAGAGAAGGAUGGCAAAGAUGGGAUUCUUCAAACGCUACACCCUCUACCUCUUUAUGCUGGGCUCUCCAUGGAAGAGCAAAUGAGAAUAUUUGACGUGUCUGCACAGCAGAGUGCAAUUCGAAAAGUAAUCAUUUCAACCAACAUUGCAGAAACAUCAAUUACAAUCCCAUCCAUACGAUAUGUGGUAGAUUGUGGAUUUGUGAAAGAGAGAGUUUACGAUUAUAGGGCCAAUAGAGAUUGUCUUGUAGUCGCUGAAAUAAGUAAGGCCGCUGCAGAACAGAGAGCUGGCCGAGCUGGUCGGGUUAGUCAGGGCAAGUGUUUCAGAUUAUACACAGAGGAAGACUUUUCCAAACUCAAAGAAAAUACAGUUCCAGAAAUUCAGAAGUGUAAUCUUACAGAGUGUCUAUUGCAAAUGAAAGCAAUGGGAAUUGAAAAUUUGGUCUUUUUUGAUUUCUUGUCGCCACCUCCAUCACAGAACAUGGCCAAAUCUCUGGAGACCCUAUAUGCGCUAGGAGCGAUUGACGAUGAUGGAAAAUUAACACACCCUCUUGGAAAGCAAAUGGCAGAAUUUCCAACGGAUCCCUUCAUUUCCAAGAUAUUGAUUCAAUCAGGUCAAAUGAAUUGCUCGUACGAAAUACUAAUCAUAUGCGCCAUGUUGAGUGUGAAAAAUGUAUUUGUUUCGUCCCGCACAAUUCAAGAUCGAAUUGAGAAUGCAAAAAAGAAAUUUUCAGUCAUGGAAGGCGAUCAUUUGACCAUUCUCAACAUUUAUCUGGCCUACCUCAACAACAAGAAAUCAAGCAACUGGUGUUACGAUAACUUUAUCAACUAUAAGGCCAUGCAAAGAGCAGAACAGUUUUACCAUCAAUAUGAAAAAUUUCUCAAAAAGUUUCACAUUCCAGUGCAGUCCAUUAUGGACUCUCCACACGAUGCACCAAGUGAUAUCAUUCGAAAGUGCCUCAUUACUGGCUAUUUUUCCAAUGCAGCACUCAGACAACAUGACGGAUCUUAUCGAUCUAUUAAGGGCAAUCAAAUUUUACACAUUCACCCGAACUCUGUUCUCUUCAAAUAUCCACCCGAGUAUGUCUUAUUUACUGAGCUAUUAUUCACUACAAAAGUUUUUAUGAGAGAUGUUUCAACUAUUCAACCAGAAUGGUUGGUUGAAAUGUGUCCUCAACUCUAUGAAAGAACCGUAGAUAGGAAAGCUAGAGAGAUUGAAGCCCGUCUCGACGUUGUAGCCAACCUCAAUGAUGAGGACGAGUAG
This is a messenger RNA of Naegleria lovaniensis, 2310 nucleotides long. RefSeq lists its product as uncharacterized. The transcript has a single exon. Gene Ontology annotation, cellular component: intracellular anatomical structure. Bases 1 to 2310 code for a protein of 769 amino acids. Gene Ontology annotation, molecular function: RNA binding. Lineage: Eukaryota; Heterolobosea; Eutetramitea; Acrasida; Naegleriidae. The record is from RefSeq and is a predicted model, not a curated record.